Molecule: messenger RNA, 888 nt
Organism: Phytophthora infestans T30-4
Lineage: Eukaryota; Oomycota; Peronosporomycetes; Peronosporales; Peronosporaceae
Exons: 4
Coding region: 1-888 (295 amino acids)
Biological process (GO): regulation of DNA-templated transcription
Cellular component (GO): chromatin; nucleus
Molecular function (GO): histone H3K36 methyltransferase activity; protein binding
Source: RefSeq, a predicted model, not a curated record
AUGCCGUCCACACAACUUAUAAACUGCGGAGGGAAGGGCCUCGGAAUGAAGCUCCUGGAAGAUAUCAAGGCCGGCUCGUUCGUUGGCGAGUACAUGGGCGAGAUCGUGACGGAACAAGAGUACUACAUGCGACGAGUGCUUUACCAUAACGAGAAGCACCGCUACAUGAUGGUGUUAAGUGGCGGUGAAGUCAUUGACGCUACACGCAUGGGCGGGUGGGCACGCUUCAUCAAUCAUAGCUGCAACCCCAACUGCGGAGUAGAGAAGUGGGACGUUAAUGGCGAAGAAAGGUGUGCCAUCUUCGCUCUGCGUGAUAUCGUUGCUGGCGAGGAGUUGACGUUCGACUACAAAUUCGAGUCUUUCAGCAAAGCCGAGAUCACGGAGUGCCUAUGUGGAGCCCCAAAUUGUCGAAAGGUGAUCGGAAUGAACAAUAAAGUGACGAAGCUCAACAAGGCGCAGAAGAAGACAGCGGAGACGACAGCGCUGGUUGAAGAGCCAAAGCUGCUUGACCCUGUCAUUGGGCUAAAAUCGAGGCCAGUUCAAGGCGCAAAGAAAGCGGAGGCUCUGAUGCAGCGGAUGGCAAGGCAGCGUCUCCUAAGCCAUAGUGAACUCCGCGUUCUGCGACGGUCGCAUGUGAUGCUGGAGCGCAAUUUAUCGUGGCACAUGGAGGACGACUUUGCGCACUUAGCGCUGCUGCCGUACUUUGUCACGAAGAACUCGUCCGUGAUGAAGCACACGCCGGAACUCAAGCAUGUGCCCGACUUCUUUAACUGGAGAGACCUGCCGAAUUUCCCGAAAAAGAUGCGUCGCCAGAGUCGAGAAGCGAAAGUCUCUCGCCUGCGCGACAUCACCGCUUCGUUGCAAGCCCGAAAGGAGCAGCAGCAAUAA